GGGAAGAUUAAAAUGGAGCGCAGUAAUAGGAUUGCUAUUUUUCAUACUAGAACUAGAUGCCUUUUAUGUUCCUGGAGUAGCUCCAGUUGAAUUUAAAAAAGGGCAAAAAAUAAAUGUCAAGGCUGUAAAAAUGACAAGUACGCGUACGCAAUUACCGUACGAGUAUUAUUCAUUGGGUUUUUGUAGACCAAAAAAUGGAACUGUCGUUUACAUGUCUGAAAACUUGGGUGAAGUCCUUCGAGGUGAUCGAAUUGUCAACACUCCGUAUGAAGUAGCCAUGGGGACUGAUGUAAGUUGCAGAUUGUUAUGUCACACGCCGCAAAAACCUAUGAAUUGGAACGAAAAAGAAUCCAAAACUGUAAUCGAACGAAUACAGCACGAGUAUACGGUUCAUUUCAUUGUUUUAUAUUUGAAUUAAGUUAUUAAUUUAUUGUUAACAUUGCAGAUUAAUAGAUAAUCUGCCUGCAGCUACUAAAAAAAUCCACAAAGAUGAUAAUGAUAAUGAUAUAGUUUAUUAUGGCUAUCGGCUCGGUGGUGUUAAAGGCGAUCAAGUAUUCAUAAAUAAUUAUCUCAAGCUCAAACUUAGUUAUCAUAAACAUGGAGACAAUGAAUUUAGAGUAGUCGGUUUCGAAGUCGAUGCGAGAUCUGUUGAUUUCAGCGAAGUAGAAUUUAAAGACAAUGAUUGUCAACCACCGGGAGACAUUUCUCCCCAAUACGUUAAUCCAAAAGGAACAAGACUUUUAUUUUUAUACUCUGUUGAGUGGACUGAAUCAGAUAUCAGUUGGGCUAGCAGAUGGGAUGUUUAUUUGGGGAUAAAUGAUGUUGAGAUACAUUGGUUUUCAAUUAUUAAUUCUCUUGUUGUUGUAUUCUUUUUAUCAGGAAUUCUUACGAUGAUUAUGGUAAGAACAUUACGAAGAGAUAUCGCCCGUUAUAAUGCAGGUGAUUGUGACAGUCUAGCAAGCUUGGAUGAAUCAAUUGAAGAAACAGGUUGGAAAUUAGUCCACGGCGAUGUAUUUAGACCUCCAACUAAUUCUCGUCUUUUUGCUGCCGUUAUUGGAAGCGGGAUUCAAAUAUUUUUCAUGGCGCUUAUUACAAUAUUCUUCGCCAUGUUAGGAAUGCUUUCGCCGGCUAGUAGAGGAGCACUUGCUACAUGUGCAAUUUUUUUUUACGCUUUUUCUGGGUUAGUCGCCGGUUAUUUUUCAGCACGAUUGUAUAAAACAAUACGUGGAAGACAAUGGAAACGUGCUGCACUUUUAACAGCAACAUUCUAUCCUGGAAUUGUAUUUGGUACAUGCUUCUUCCUUAAUUUUUUCAUUUGGGGAAAACACAGUUCCGGUGCAGUACCAUUUACGACAAUGUUAUCACUACUGUGUCUUUGGUUUGGUAUUUCUCUUCCACUUGUUUACCUCGGAUAUUUCUUCGGAUAUAGGAAACAACCAUUUACACACCCAGUGAGAACUAAUCAAAUCCCGAGACAAGUACCCGAUCAAUUAUGGUACAUGAAUCCAAUUUUAUGUACACUGAUGGCUGGAAUAUUACCAUUUGGAGCAGUAUUUAUUGAAUUAUUUUUCAUUUUAACUGCACUAUGGGAAAAUCGAUUUUAUUAUCUCUUUGGCUUCCUAUUUCUCGUAUUUUGUAUUCUAGUUAUUUCAUGUUCACAAAUAUCAAUUGUAAUGGUCUACUUUCAACUAUGCGGAGAGGAUUACAGGUGGUGGUGGAGAAGUUUUGUUGUAAGUGGCGGUUCAGCUGUUUACGUAUUUGCCUAUUCAGUUUUUUAUUUUAUGACAAAACUUGAAAUUACCGAACUAGUGCCAACGUUAAUGUAUUUUGGAUACACCGGAUUAAUGGUUUUAACAUUUUGGUUGCUAACUGGAACAAUAGGAUUCUUUGCUGCGUAUGCAUUCAUUCGAAAAAUUUAUGCUGCGGUAAAGAUUGACUAG
Messenger RNA from Cotesia congregata, 1940 nucleotides. Lineage: Eukaryota; Metazoa; Arthropoda; Insecta; Hymenoptera; Braconidae. The record is from the annotation of a GenBank genome assembly.